This is a messenger RNA of Paramecium pentaurelia, 1015 nucleotides long. The record is from the annotation of a GenBank genome assembly. Lineage: Eukaryota; Ciliophora; Oligohymenophorea; Peniculida; Parameciidae.
AUGUAAUAAUUAAGUAAAGAGCUGAAUGCUUUAAUUAGUAAAGCCAUUCAAUUCAACACUAAAUUAGAUCCUUUUACAACAAAUGAAUUAUUUUUAAAGUGGAAAAGUAUUAGCACUAAUGAGAUUGAUAAUAUCAACUAAUUUAUUAAUAUUGGAAUAGACAUAGUGAAAUUAUAAAAUAGAUAUUCUAGAAGUAUUAAAAAAUCUUAUACAUUACUAAAUGAAUAUAUUUAAAAGUAUUCAAAAGAUCUUGAGAAUAAAACAUGUGGAAAUUACUUAAGUUUAGCAAGGACAACUCAUCUUAAUGAUCAAUUAAGUUUAUAAUUUAUUUAUAAUCAAAUGAAGGUUGAUUCUGAUAUAGAAUUUUCUAUUUUAAAAUAUUGUGCUGAUUUAUAAUGUAAUGAUAUGGAGCUUGUAUCCUAAUUAAUUGAUAAUUUACAUAACAAAGUAGAUGCUUAAUUAUUGAAUUAAUAUUUAUACUGUUUAUUUGUGUUAUUCCCUCAUGAUCAAAGUUCAUUACUUAUUAAUUUGAUUAAAGAUAAGAAUAUAUUAGAAAUAACUCCAUCUAAUUUUUUAUUAUUAUCUGAAUUAUAUUAAAAUAAGAAUAUACCAAUUCCUGAUAGUUGGAAGAUAGGAGAUUAAGAUUCAACAUUAUAAAAGAAUAAGUAAUCACAUUUAUAGAAAGAAGUAUAAUUAUUUUUGAAUAUGGUUAAUUUACCUUAUGAAUAGGAGAAACUAAUUGAUGAUCUUUAUUAAAUAGAUUUUUUCUUACCUUAAUUUAAUUAGAUUUUAGAAGUAAAUGGACCUUAACAUUAUGUAUAUGAUAUAGAAUAAAAUAAUUGUAAUAAUAUAUAUAUAAAUAUUUAUAGCUAAGAUUUUUACAGGGAAACAUUAUUAUAAAUAGAUGUGUUUAUCAGCUUUAGGAUAUGAUGUGAGAAAUAUCUGUUUCUUAGAUUUUUAUAAAGCAAGGGGAGUAACAGCAAAAUUAAUAUAUUUGAAAUCUGUAUUAGAGUGA